Hibiscus syriacus is the source of this 1760-nucleotide messenger RNA. RefSeq lists its product as uncharacterized. Bases 73 to 1419 code for a protein of 448 amino acids. The record is from RefSeq and is a predicted model, not a curated record. NCBI's taxonomy places the organism in Eukaryota, Viridiplantae, Streptophyta, Magnoliopsida, Malvales, Malvaceae. The transcript has 3 exons.
UGAUAGCCCCACUCCUCUCCUACAACAAAAUUUCAAAAAUCAAACCCUGAAGAUUUUCGAUGGAUCCCUAAAAUGUCGUGGUUAGCUCGUUCGCUGGCUACCUCGUUUCGUCUCGACGAAGACGACAACGUAUGGGCUUCUUCAAGUGAUGAAGGAAUUGAAAACGACAUCGUAACGCACGGGUCUCAAUCACCGUCUCCUACGAGGCCCAAGAUUCAAAGCGGAGAAGCCAAUGCGGAACAACAAUCGUUGUCCCCUGAACAAGUAACGAAACUCCAAUCGCGUGGCGUCAAAGAAGAUCUAACCGAACUCAAACAAACCCUAACCCGCCAACUUUGGGGAGUCGCUUCCUUUCUCGCGCCACCGCCUCCUCGUACUCAAUUCAAUCGCCAAUCAAAUGAUCGAUCGUUCUCGGAUUCGAAUCAACCUGAGCCGUCGGAUCGGUCUGUCUGCAGGGACGGAGAGGAUCUAUCAGACUCCGAGGCGGUGGCGGGUAUUAGGGACGAUUUUGCUGAGAUCGGAGUGAAGUUGUCGAAGAUGGCAUCGGAUUAUUUUUCGUUUGGAUCUGGGCAAAAUGAAGAAGAAAACGAUAUGGAAAACGAAAGUGACAACGCGGAGGAGGAGGAUCAGGAGCUGAAUGCGGUCGGGAUAACGGAUGAGGUUUUGGCAUUUGCGAGGAACAUCGCGCAUCACCCUGAAACGUGGUUGGAUUUCCCUCUUGACCCCGAGGAGGACUUGGAUGAUUUUGACAUGUCAGUCUCUCAACGAGACCAUGCUAUGGCUAUUGAGCAUCUUGCUCCAAGACUAGCAGCUCUGAGAAUUGAACUUAGUCCUUGCCAUAUGAGUGACAGUUACUUCUGGAAAGUUUAUUUUGUUCUUCUGCAUCCCAGACUUAACAAGAAAGAUACAGAGUUGCUGGCUACACCUCAGGUGGUGGAAGCCCGGGCAUUGUGGAUGAAGGAGCUUCGAAAGCAAACAAAGCCUGAAUCUGAUUGGUAUGGGAGAACUUCUCUUGGAGACAACUGUGGAACCAUGCACGAUGAUGUUAUUUCUUCCUCGUGUAGUUAUUUUCAUGUUGAGACCAUGUCACCUAGGACUUAUGUUUCUGAACCUGCAUCUUGCAUUACAACGGAUUUCGAGAUUGAGAAUCAUCCAGUUGAAAGUAUUGACAUGCCAUUUGUAGACAAGCCUGUUAUUGUGGAAAAAACAGGGUUUACGAUUGAGGAUAAGGAGUACGAGGUUUGCCCAUCCUCAAAAACAUCGGUUCCAAAAUUUGAAGACGAUGAGAUCGAUUGGCCAGAAGAUGAUGAGUCUGAAUUCGGUGGUUAUCGUGGAGCUGAAAUAUGUGUGGAGAAUGAAGAAGAUUUUUCUUUCAGUGAUCUUGAGGAUGUCGAUGAUUAUAGUUUCAAAAGGAUUUGAAAAUUCUACAACAGAAGUCCUGUGAUUGGAUUCAUCUUCAGCUUGGCAUGAGCUCUGCUCGUUGGACCAAACCGAAAGGCCAUUUAGGUUGAUGUAAAACCUGAGAUCGCCAACACUGAACACCAUGGAUACUUGGAUGUUUGUUGGAGCUUGGUUGCAUAUAGCUAGUGAUCAGUCAAGUUUUAAUGGAGUGAUGAUCGCCGUGCAAGGAUUGUAACUGUAAGAAUAUAAGUGAAUUUCCAAGGUGGGAAAAGCCGGUGUGUGAAAAGGUUGAUCAUCUGAGCCGAUAGAAAGUGAACAAGGAGUUCAAGUUGAAAUGAGAAUAGAUGAAUUUCGAACAA